AAGGGAGGGAACACAAAUUUAUACUAUCCGUGAAACUUCCAUCCUUUUCUAACAUAGGAUGAUAGGAGUAGCAGUUAACGGCUAAACCCAAUUCUCUACAUUUUCUCUAUUUAAACCUCAUUCUUUUCACAAACAUUGAAUUCCCGAUUUCUCUCUUUCAUUACUCAUUUUCCUCCCAUCUUCUCUCUCCUUGUCUCUGCCUUUUCGUUGCCGACAUUUCAGAUCUGAUUUUAAGGAAGAAUGGAAUACGAAUUAGACAACAGACACCAGCCUGCCAAAUAUGACUGCCUUUUAUUUGAUCUUGAUGAUACCCUUUAUCCCCUAAGUUCUGGGAUUGCUUCUCAUUGUUCCAAAAAUAUUCAAGAGUACAUGAUUCAUCAGCUAGGAAUAGAGGAAAGUAAAGUUCCUGACAUGUGCUAUGUUCUUUACAAGUAUUAUGGAACCACAAUGGCUGGUCUUAGGGCGAUCGGGUAUAACUUCGACUAUGAUCACUACCACAGGUUGGUUCAUGGAAAGUUACCUUAUGAUUUUCUAAAACCUGAUCCAGUUUUGAGGAACUUAUUACUCAGCCUCCCUAUUCGCAAAAUGAUUUUCACAAAUUCUGAUGAACGUCAUGCUGCGGAGGUUCUACGUAGGCUAGGUUUGGAGGAUUGUUUCGAAAGGAUAAUCUGUUUUGAGACGCUUAAUCCUAGUGAGAAGGGUAAAGUGGCAGUGAGUGGGGAUGAAGAGAAUGCUCCUGAUGAAAUUUUCGACAUCAUGGAAUAUCAACCUAGUUCUGGUGUGACUCUUCCACCAACACCAGUUGUCUGUAAACCCUUUGAAACAGCAUUUGAACAAUCCUUUAAGAUAGCAGAAAUUGACCCUAAAAGAACUUUGUUCUUUGAUGACAGUGUUCGCAAUGUCAGUGCUGGUAAAAAUCUGGGUCUUCAUACUGUUUUGGUCGGUAAGUCUGAAAGAUCAGCAGGAGCAGAUUAUGCCUUAGAAAGUAUUCAUAAUAUCAAAGAGGCCUUUCCGGAGCUGUUGGAUGCUGAAGAGAGAUUGGAGAAUGUCGGUUAUGCUCAGAAGAUUGCAGUGGAGGCUUAAUCUAACUUUUAGAAUUAAAGAUGAUCUCCCUUGUUUCUGAUUUAACUAAUUGAAAUGUCCCCAAAAAAAAUAGGAAAUAAUGUGUGGAUGUAGAAUAGUUUCGAAUUUGAUGUCAAUGUAAGCCUUUUGGCUGAAUGUUUUAUCCUAGUUUAUUGGAAUUGUAUAUUUGUCACA
This is a messenger RNA of Spinacia oleracea (spinach), 1257 nucleotides long. RefSeq names its product suppressor of disruption of TFIIS. The coding region runs from base 241 to 1083 and encodes 280 amino acids. Lineage: Eukaryota; Viridiplantae; Streptophyta; Magnoliopsida; Caryophyllales; Amaranthaceae. The record is from RefSeq and is a predicted model, not a curated record. The transcript has 9 exons.